Molecule: messenger RNA, 3882 nt
Organism: Cyprinodon variegatus (sheepshead minnow)
Lineage: Eukaryota; Metazoa; Chordata; Actinopteri; Cyprinodontiformes; Cyprinodontidae
Gene: prr18
Product: proline rich 18
Exons: 1
Coding region: 144-896 (250 amino acids)
Source: RefSeq, a predicted model, not a curated record
CUCCAGUUUUACUCCAGUCUGUGGACAGCAGGUGCUCUGCGCUCUGAGGAUAAUGCCAACAUUGCGCCUGUGUUCGCUUUACGCACGGCCUUCCAGGUUACAGUCGCAGGUUUUCAUGUCUUAAUAUUUUUCAUGCCACAAAGAUGCCUUUUCCGCCGAUCAGCCUCCAGCAGCGGAUCUCCUCUCCUGGCAGGGAUCUAUUUGGGAAAAAGAAGGCCAACUCAGACCACCCUCUGACUGAUCCAACCGGCAAAUCGGGAUCCGAGAAGGAAAAACAGUCCAGUUCUUGGACAUCAGCACACCUAAGGAAUCUAGGACGGAGAUCACAGCAGGAGAAGAAUAAAUGCCAAGCUCAGAAAUCCAGUUCUGGUCAAGAAACUCAGGGAAAGUGCUCCUGGCUAUCGGUACCCAAACCACAAGAUUCAUCUCUGGGAAUAAGGCGCUCCAGUUCCAUGGACUCCGCCAGACAUCUCAGUGGAAAAGAGGAGACAAAGAAGGAGAUUCAGUUCUCUCUCAGUCUAACCCCUGAAGCCAUUCUAGUUAUUAAAAAACGAAAUCUGGAAAAACAGAUGAUGGCCAAACAGCAGAAGUGCUGCGCCUCUGCUGACUUUCGGCACCGUCGUGUUUUCCCGUCCAAAAAGGCGCACGGUGCGUCCAAGUGCUGCGCACCUGGCGCCAAGGCGGAGAGCGCGGAGCAGGACAUCACAGCUAUAGUUAAAAUAUCUUUGCUGAACGAUCAGUACAAGUACGAUGAUGUGGAGUACGAGGACGAGGACGGAGAUGUGGACGAGACUGUUGUAAGGAAAUGUAAAGAAUGGCUGAAAGGAGUGGAGAACGCAGCUGCUUUGGGGAAAGCAGACAAACUUUCAGCACUUCCGCACCUUAAAGGCUGCUAACAUUUGACUUCAAAUCCUUCUUAAUAUUAAAUUGAGAAAAAAAAGGAUGAUUUAAAUAAGUAUUAUCCGUUUUUUUCUUCAGGUUUCAUGCAAAUAAUUUACUGGAUAUACAAGAAUGUCAGCUGAUUUCAAAAGAUGUCUCUUUGUGAUGACGUUAUCUUUGGCAAAAAGAGCAAAAUACUUUUGAAAAAGUUUAUUUGGAUCUUAUAUUCUGCUUUUUAAUCUCUACUCAAGUUUUUUUUUUUUUCCAAGAGUAGAAGGAUUUGUGAGGCGUCUGCAGACUGAAUGAGGGGUCAGUGGAGGCACCUAAAGCUCUCCUUUUGUGUUAGGGAACAAUAAACUGUUGGAGAACAUGAGUGCUUUAUGUGCUAACUGAGACUCAGCCUGGGUUUGGUACUUUCCUUUUCAACUCUAAUUUAAGGCAAAUUCAGUUAAAAAGGGACUUCAAAUAAGAAGAUUGAACCACAUCAAAAAAGAACUCUCUUAUUAAAAAAUAUAUAUUUUUAAAUUAAUGCCUUUUUUUUCUAAACAUAUGGACAUCAUCCAAGGUGUUUAUACAACAAUAUGUACCACUGAUGUCAGCACAUUUGACAUUCUGAACACAGAAACAAAUUAAAGUCAGACAUGGAUGUUUAAUUUGAAAUGAUAAUUUUAAAAUGUGCUAAUCUUUCUGCAUAUGUUGUCCUGGACAGGGAUGGUAAGAGAGAAGAAGUGCAGGUACAAUAAUUAGUAAAUUAGUUGGACGGAAGAAUAGAUGGAGGGAGGAUGAAAGACCCCCCAAGAAAAAUUAAAAAAAGCAUUUCAAGAUGUAAAAGAAGACAAAAUAUCCAUCAUACUUUAGUUAAUUUGUCCCAAUUUGUGUAAAUCCUGAUGAACUGUUAAACCAUUGUCUCAUAAAAAAAUAACACACUUACGUCCAUACUUUGAAAAAUUAAAACAUGCUUGACAAAAUUAAAUAGUUUUAAUUUGAAAUCUAUUUAAAAAUGUGCAUAUAAUUCUGAAUUUGCCCUAUUUAAUAAUGACCAAUUAUCUGUAUGGUCAUAUAUGUUCUCAGAUGAAGUGUCUUUUUCAUUUUUAAGUAAAAAGAAAACUGAAUGUUUUAAAUAACUUUUGUUCUUUUGCUGAUGUCUCUUACCCAGACUGCAUUUUUAUAAAGGCUCUUUGUUUCUACUGUGCAGCUACCUGGAGCCAUUUGGGCAUUAGCAUUUUAAGCUUCUUAGAUGUCCCGUUAAGCAGGGUUGGCCAGUGUGCUGCAUGCCCAAUGCCCAGGUGAACAAUCCCUUCAGCUACCAUAUGAUGUUAGAUUAAACUUAAUAUACCACUAAUGUUUACACAAAAAUUACACUAUAUUAUUUUCUGCAUCUCUGUUUCAAAGUGAGGUAUUUUUUGCAGGGUUUAUCCUGACGUACUCUGUUGUUUUCUGUUAUGAGAACUUUGCUUUUACCCUGGAUGUGUGCUUCUCAGGGAAAAACAGCUGAUCAGGAAACAUGAUGGCAAAGUACAGCCAAUGUCAAUGGAAGAGCAAUAAAGUUAUAAAAGGACUUUCUCUUCUGUGUUUAUUAAUUUUACCGUGGUAUAUACGGUUGUACAUACUGUAGUAGAACAUGAAACAAGUCAAAUUCUAAGUGAAAUGGGACAAAAUGUCCAUUUGCUUUUUUAAAAAUGUGUUUGUGUGCAAGGCGAAGGUUCUUUAAGCCACUUUCCAGCUGUUUCUACAAACAAUGGUAUCUUUGAGGCUGUCGGACAGAAUAAGUUAGCUUGCUGUGUUGAAAAUACUCCCACUGCAUCAGCUUAAAACUGCUGUUUUUUGUACUAAGAAAUUUACAUAAAUUUACCACUGAUAUGGUAUUCAAUGGGAGUUGGUUGGAUAACGAUCAACCACUGGGAUUUCUUAUAAUAAAAUUUAGUCAAAUGAGUUGGAAUCACAGACAGUCUACAGGCAGGGGUAAAAUUACAUAUAUUUGUAAAGAAAACUGUGCUGGUGUCAAAUUCCUGUGGUAAUUUCCUCUGAUAUGUAGAAAAAAUGGUGUCCAUUUUAAAGUUUAGUUGAGGAAUUUUGAGAUCAUCUCAUUUCAUCCACUUUGUUCCAUGCACUGAUAGCACAGGGAGCCAAAUGAUUCAAAAAAUACGUUUCCAGCAUUGCAUUGGUUAAAGUGUUUGUUUGAGAGCCUUAUUCUGAGUUCUUCCUAAAUUGUUCAUAUCAUUGUUCUCAAAAAGAAUCAUCUUCACUUAAUCUGACCAUAAAAGACUUUGUCUAGCAGGCAUUUAGCUUGUCCGUUAAGACAGCUACCAAUUCUAUCUGAUGUAAAGAUGUUUAUUUGGUCCAGGCCUCUUUUUCUCAAUUUUAUCAGUCUGCAUCGACUCAGUCUCUGUACACAGCAAGGGUAUCAUAAUCUUCCAGUUUAUAACCAACUAAGAUCUUGGAGGUUCUUGGGUUGUUCUUCAGCAUCAUCAUUUCAUUUUAUCUAAGUGGGACAGCUUGAGUCAGAUGGUUGAAGCUUGGACAAAAGUGAGAAGCACAACAAAAUGGCAACAAUUACCAAAUCUGGUUUUGAAAGGAGCAAGAGACACUUGAUUCUGAAGUGGACUUCCCUGAAAGCCAUGUCUUAAACCCAGAUCACUUUAAAAGUGUGCACUUAUAUAAUAUUUCCUGUUCAAAUGAAAUGUCCCAUUUCUGGAUAUCACACUGGUCAAACAUUCAGCCAGAAUUAUGACAGGAUCUUUGGGAAUGCUGCAGAAGUGAACAGUUUCUCUGCAGCUGCAUACUAAAUUUGUUUUAGGAAAUAUUUGUCAUAACAAAUUUUAAUCAACAGAAUACUUUUAAUCAGACCUGCCUACAUCAUCUAGACUUUGGAUCUGGUCGGUUAGAUAGUGUCAGCUGUUUUAGGGCUAAAAACAGCUGCACUAAAGAGGCGACAAUGAGACAACCCAAAAAAACAAGAAUGGUUUUGCAGGUAAAGGCAGCAGAGCUUCUUAUUUUCCCCUU